AUGGCCCAGUACGCCGCCUCGGCCGCUCAACAAGCCGCUGCUGGCCAUCAGUCUCUUUCGCCGCUAUCGCCGUCCGCCUCCGUUUCCGCCUCAGUCGGAACUGCUCCGCCAUUGACUCCAUCCGGCACCGCUCCGGCCGGCACUGCUGCAGCUGCGGGUCCCGCUCCGUCUGCCGCCACGGCCCAGAGUGGGGCCGGAUCUUCUUCCGCCUCCCAACCUCAGGACAAGCCCCGGUCCCAGUCGCAGUCCGGUGCCGGCCCUUCUGCCGCUGGCGGUGGUGCCUCUUCUGCUGCAGGAACCCAACACAAGCGGGUGUAUCAAGCAUGUAUUCCCUGUCGCCGUCGCAAGGUCCGGUGUGAUCUAGGGUCCGUCGAUAACCCUAGUGAUCCGCCAUGUGUCCGCUGCCGGCGCGAGAGCAAGGAAUGCUACUUCAGCGCAACCCGCCGUAAGCGCAAGUUGGACGAUGACAUGACUGACAUCUUUGAUGAUCCCGACCAUGAUGACUACAUUCUCCGCAACGGCAGGAAGCAGCUACGCAGUGGUGAAAGUCCGGUCAUGGCUGCCCCUCUUGAUCGCCGUCUCUACAGCGAUGUCCCUCUCACUCCUGGGGGUAGUCGGGGUCGGGCACAACCGUUGAGGAGACCCGGAGAUGGCGGCCCCAACAGCACUACGAGCACUGGAGGUGCUCGGAGUACUACCGGCGGCGAGUUUGGCGCUGGUGAGGCCAACACUCCCUUGGAGAACCUUGAGGCCAGAACAGUUAUGCGCAGGGAGGUCUACGGUCCACAUGACGCUCUAGACUUGUUGUACAAGGCGGCGACCGACAACCCGAUGCAUAGGCAGGACGGAGAGUCUACUGCCGCCGGGGGCUCUUCGCGGACCAAUCAUCAUGCUGGUCGCCCUGGUCUGAACUCCCGUCACUCAUCUCACCACAAUGACCGUCCGGGUUACCACUCUCGUCACGCUUCAAGACAGGAAGCGCCCACCGAAUCUAUCGACCCGGAACUCACCAAGCGUGACAUAUCACAGGAGCCGGGCUACAACGAGGCACUGAAAGCAUGGGCGCGCUUUCGGUUCGUGCGGGCUGGGUGGUUUACUGCGCAGGAGGCGAUUGAUUACAUAGAAUACUACUAUGCAUAUCUUUCACCACUCACGCCUAUAUCACCUCCUACGUUCCGGAAUCCAGCUUCGCACCUCACGUUGUUGACUGAGGAACCCAUCUUGACAGUGACGCUCCUCACUAUUGCGUCAAGGUAUCGCCGCAUGCCAGGAACCGGAGGCCACUGUCGAUCACACGCCAUCCACGAACAGCUAUGGACCUACCUCCGAGGCAUGAUCGAGCGCGUGGUCUGGGGUCAGGAGGCAUUUGGUGGUGGCUUUUGUGGCUCGGGUGCGGACGAAUCGCAGAGUUCUAGCACGGCACCAUGGAGGGGUCUUCGCCGCGGCAGUCUCAGAACAUUCGGCACAAUUGAGUCCCUUAUGAUCCUGACGGAGUGGCAUCCACGAGCCCUCCACUUCCCGCCGAGCGAGGCCAUUGACGAGUUGCUUUUACCCUCGUAUGAGCACAAUUCUGCGGAUGACGACAACAACCAAAAACCUUCAGCUGGGAUUGGCGGCAGGAGAAUAGAGAGCUGGCUGGAGCCUGCCUGGCGAAGUGACCGUAUGUGCUGGAUGCUGCUGAGCACCGCUUUGGGCUUGGCGUACGAGCUCGGAGUUUUUGACGACAUCGACGAGCUGCUCGCAACCGGAUCCAUAACUCGGCCGGAAUAUGAAGAUGAAUCGUAUCGCCUUAGAGCCCAUCGCAUCAAGAGAUUACUCCUGAUUUACCUGAGCCAGCUUGCUGGCCGGCUCAACUGGACAAACAUGGUCCCUGAGAACAUGCGUAACGAUCCUAUCAUGUCACGAAGGCGACCUCACUCGGGAGAAGGCACAACUCCGGGAACCAAUCCUUCGUCCACGUCCAACGGGUUUGUGUACAUCCCCGACCUCGAGCUAGACGACCAGAUUAUCCUCUGCUGGGCAGGUGUUAGCAAUGUGAUGCAUAGGGGCAACGAGAAACUCUUCCGGUCUCGCAACUACACCACCGAUAUCAUCCAGAGCGGAAAGUACAUACAACUGUUGAAGGAGUUCCAGCCUCUGUUGAGGAAUUGGUGGAACGACUUCAACCGAUUUGUUUUGCCACCAUAUAUCCGGCACAUCCUAACCAUCGAGUAUGAAUACGUCCGAAUCUACGUCAACUCGCUUGCUUUGCAGGCUGUCGUUGAGCGGUGUACCAACAAUCCCAACGUUGGAGGCGGAGGCUCAGCCAACGGUGGAAGCGUCUCGGGACACUCUGCUCCGCAACUGUCACCGCAGACGCAGAACUAUCUCGGAAAGCUGCCGCUCAGUCAGCUUGGUGGGUUCGGGGCUGAAGACGAGGAGUAUGUGAAAGAGGUUGUUAACGGCAGCCGAAACCUGCUUCGAACCGUUGUCGAUGGUCUCUUGCCCAAGGGUUACCUAAAGCACGCUCCUGUGCGGACCUACUUCCGCAUCAUCAGUGGUGCCAUGUUUCUGCUCAAAACGUUUGCACUCGGUGCGCCCAAAUCAGAUGUCGAGUUGAGCAUCAGCCUGAUGGACCAGACGGUAGAUGCUUUGAGGCACUGCGUUGUUGACGACGUUCAUCUGGGAAUACGCUUCGCAGAUAUGCUCGAAACUUUGACGAGCCGGCUACGCAACCGCUUUAUUCACGCCCCGCCGCCGCCCGUUGCCACUACAGAUGGUCGGUCUCCCAAUCCAAAUCACCAAGCUGAUACUACCAACGGCAACGGUCCCAUGCCCCAUGGGGCUCCAAAUCUUUCCUCGGGGGACGUCUGGUCCAAGCUGUCUGCUAAUAAUCUCGAACGCGCCAAUCCUACAAACAACAUCUCCGCCACCCCCUGGGACGUCGCAGCUGGUGACUUUCCCUACCCCACCGGCUCGGCAUCCAUGUUCGGCCCAUCUACGCCCGCCGCCACGUCUAACUUACCCGAUACCAAUGGCAACAGCAAUGGCAACGGUGGUGGCGGCGGCGGCGGCGGUGGUGGUUUGACGGACAGCAUGUUUGAGAACACGGAUUGGGCCAACCCUAGCAACGAGAUGUGGUACCUCCCCACCGGCCCGGCCUUUUUCCAAAAUAUCGACAAUACGAGCGUGUCGAUGACAGCUGAGGGUGUCAAUGUGGGUGGUGUCGAUUUGUUGGAUUUUAUGGCAAUGGAUCCGAUGGAUGGGGCUAGUUUUGUUCUCGACGGGGGGAGGUAUCCUUGAGUGUUCGAGUUGAGUUUUGGGACAGAGGAUCGAUCUCUCUGUGAAUUUGCGGCUGAUGGUGGAAAAAAAAGAUGGGAGCGAGGUGAUUAUCAUUAUCAUCGUGGGAGAUAUAUAAAGGAGAGGAAGGAGGAUGGGACAAACCAUGCUGAGAGAGCUAAUGAGUUGCAGGUAUGGUUGGAGAAGGCAUCGUGAUGGUUG
Molecule: messenger RNA, 3480 nt
Organism: Neurospora tetrasperma FGSC 2508
Lineage: Eukaryota; Fungi; Ascomycota; Sordariomycetes; Sordariales; Sordariaceae
Exons: 4
Coding region: 1-3282 (1093 amino acids)
Biological process (GO): positive regulation of transcription by RNA polymerase II; aromatic amino acid catabolic process
Cellular component (GO): nucleus
Molecular function (GO): DNA-binding transcription factor activity, RNA polymerase II-specific; zinc ion binding
Source: RefSeq, a predicted model, not a curated record